AUGGCUGAUAAAUCAGAGUUUGAUCCCCAGCUUAUCAUCUCUCACAAAUUCCCCGAGUUCACUUAUAGUUAUACUGAAAGAGAUGCUGCACUCUAUGCCCUUGGUGUUGGAGCAUGUGCAGACGAUGCCGUGAAUGACAAGGAGCUCAAAUAUGUUUACCAUCAUGAUGGCCAGCAAUCCAUCCUGGUUUUGCCAACAUUCGCUGCUUUAUUUUCUCUUCAUUUCAGUUCACAACUUGCACAGCUACCAGGAUUUCAAUAUGAUCCACGUCUUCUGUUGCAUGGACAACAGUAUGUUGAAAUUUACAAGCCCCUUCCUUCUAGUGGUUGUAUUCUAAAUAAGGCAACUGUUGCUGGAUUACACGAUAAAGUUAAGGCAGCUGUUCUUGAAAUCGAAGUUGUAAGUUAUGAGAAAGACACUGGUGAAAUGCUAUGUAUGAACAGGAUGACUGUUUUUUUGAGAGGUGCUGGUGGCUUUUCGAAAUCAUCCCAGCCAUACUCCUAUACCCGAUAUCUAGCUAAUCAGACAUCGGAUUAUAAGAUCCCAAAAACUCAACCAUUUUCAGUAUAUGAACAAUGUACACAACCAUCGCAGGCAUUGCUGUACAGGCUCUCUGGUGAUUACAACCCCUUGCACUCGGACCCUGCGAUUGCAGAAAUUGCAGGAUUUUCUCGUCCAAUAUUACAUGGGCUUUGCACACUCGGGUUUGCAGUUAGAGCUAUCAUCAAAUGUGUCUGCAACGGAGAACCAAAUAUGAUCAAAAGCAUAUCCGGCAGAUUUCUGUUGCAUGUCUAUCCUGGUGAAACCAUAAUAACUGAAAUGUGGCUUGAAGGUUCAAGGGUGUUAUAUCAGGUGAAGGUUAAAGAACGAAACAGGGCUGUGCUUUCUGGCUAUGUGAAACUCGAUCGCCUAAGUUCAUCUCUGUAA
Messenger RNA from Fraxinus pennsylvanica, 927 nucleotides. Lineage: Eukaryota; Viridiplantae; Streptophyta; Magnoliopsida; Lamiales; Oleaceae. The record is from the annotation of a GenBank genome assembly.